CGGUACUGCAUGAUUAGACUCCGUAAUGAUCAAGUCCUCCGUGAAGUGAGUCAGUCAACAUGUUUCUCUGUACUUUACUCGUGACUGUGAUGUGCAGGCUGACUACCAGCCUUACCACUGUGACACCUAUCACGAUCGAUUCCGACUUGGCUUAUCCAGAGAUCCCGCUCGAUGAAUCAUGCAUCGCUGGAUUACCCUUGCCAUCGUGUAGAAUCAAGUGCUACAGGAUGUUCAAGAAAGCCUACUGUGAAAGCAAUGCACAAUGUAAAUGCCGGUUUGAAGGCAAGGAUAAAAGUUUCUACGAGGCUUUGAUCAGCUCUCCUCCUCACUUCUUCAAUAAACCGAGUGUACGGAACUUUGGGGUACUGAAGAACAUGGACUUGCAGUCAGAAUUCAUGCCGACCUUACAGGCACCUCAAGGUCGCAGAUUUAGCCAAAUUUCAAAUACAGAUUCCAUUGUGAACGACGCUAGGGAUACACCACACAGCGUUGUACUAUUUUUCAUCCAACUAAAGAAAACAUUCCGUCUGAGCUUGGAUGACAACGCUGAUCCACCUGCAACUGCCACUUCAAGCAGUCAGUCGUUUGACAACGUCAAGGUCACUCCAAAGUCAUUAGUCCUCACUGAAACGGAAGUUUUAGAGGCCGAAAAUUCGAGAGUGCCUCAGUUUGUGUGCUUCCUCCUAGUACUUCUGCUUUGCUGUCUGAUACUGGCCGAACUUGCCAUGUGGUACAGGAAGGAAACAAAAAGGAAUAACAUGGAUUCUAUUUUUGAAAGGGAUCGUAUUUUAGAAAAAGCAUAAGCAAUAUUUGUAAUAUUUUAUUUAAGAAAUAAUACAAUUAUUGUGUA
Messenger RNA from Homalodisca vitripennis (glassy-winged sharpshooter), 850 nucleotides. RefSeq lists its product as uncharacterized. The record is from RefSeq and is a predicted model, not a curated record. NCBI's taxonomy places the organism in Eukaryota, Metazoa, Arthropoda, Insecta, Hemiptera, Cicadellidae. Bases 60 to 803 code for a protein of 247 amino acids. The transcript is spliced from 3 exons.